This is a messenger RNA of Caenorhabditis remanei, 2385 nucleotides long. RefSeq lists its product as uncharacterized. The transcript is spliced from 14 exons. The coding region runs from base 1 to 2385 and encodes 794 amino acids. Gene Ontology annotation, cellular component: plasma membrane. Gene Ontology annotation, biological process: diacylglycerol metabolic process; lipid phosphorylation; intracellular signal transduction. Gene Ontology annotation, molecular function: calcium ion binding; ATP-dependent diacylglycerol kinase activity. The record is from RefSeq and is a predicted model, not a curated record. NCBI's taxonomy places the organism in Eukaryota, Metazoa, Nematoda, Chromadorea, Rhabditida, Rhabditidae.
AUGCUAUUAUCACCUGAGCAGUUCUCUCGACUCAGCGAAUAUGCAGCAUACUCUCGGCGGAAGUUGAAAGAUAUGUUGAGCGAUUUUCAGCAGGACGGGAAGUUUUACUCAUAUCUUUCGGUUGAUGGACAGACUAUAAAUAUCGAUGGAUUCCGUGCGUUCCUUAUCGAUUACUUCGGUGCUGAUCUACCCAGUGAUCUCGUGGAUCAAUUGUUCCUUUCAUUUUCCAAACCACCCAUUAAAGAACGAAGAACAAGCCUAUUCGAGGAUGCUAUCUCCACAGUUAGAGCCAAAUUCACAGAUACAUUAUCUGGAAGAAUGACUGGGCUGAAUAUUGCUGGAGGAUCAGGACAACAGACUGAUAGAAGUACGGGUAGUGAACCACAAGCAUUGGUUUGUAUCCCAGAAGAUGAUGUAAUGGGACCAAAAGCUGCAACAAAUGAAUCCCAAGAGCCACGGAUUCCAUUGAAACCACUCAUUUGUACUUUAUCUCUUUUAGAAGCAGAUACUCCCGAAAAUAAACUUGAUGUGGUGUUCCAUGUCUAUGAUUCGGAUGGAAAUGGGUUCUUAGACAAGUCUGAAAUCGACGGAAUUAUUGAACAAAUGAUGAAUGUUGCAAGAUAUCAACAAUGGGAUACUAUUGAAUUAGAGCAAAUUAUUCGUCAAAUGAUGGUUGAUAUUGACUAUGAUAAUGAUGGAAUUGUAUCGUUUGACGAAUGGAGACGAGGAGGUCUCACUAAUAUUCCACUUCUAGUUUUGUUAGGUUUUGAUACGGAAAUGAAAGAGGACGGAUCCCAUGUGUGGCGUCUUCGUCAUUUCACCAAACCAACAUACUGCAAUGCUUGCUGCAGUAUUCUGGUUGGAUGGGGUGGAAAACAGGGACUCAGUUGUUCAUUAUGCAAAUACACAGUUCAUGAGAGAUGUGUCCGUUCUGCCGCUACUAACUGCAUCCGGACCUAUUCCAGCAGACAGCAAGACAAGUUAUACCAUCACUGGCAAGAUGCCAAUGCUACUGCCAAAUGUGUGAAAUGUAAAGCUACAGUAGGAGUGUUUCAAGGCAAGGGAUGUCGAUGGUGCCAUAAUUACGUACACCACCGAUGUAUGUCAGCACUUGCUCAAGAAUGUGAUCUCGGUGCUCUCGUCCAUCACAUCCUUCCACCGACCCACAUUUUCCCAGCUUUUCUCGAGCGAAAAACUUCAACUUCUCUGAAAAAUCACAAUUUCGGAUCUCACAGUGCCAGUCUCCUUCAAGCUAUUUCUCCGAGUAACGACUGUCGUCCUCUUCUAGUUCUUGUGAAUCCAAAAAGUGGAGGAAAACAAGGAGUGAAAAUACUACAGAAGUUUGAGUAUCUUCUCAACCCGAGACAGGUUUACGAUUUGAGUAAGACUGGUCCGGAGCCCGGUCUCCAGCUAUUCUCAACUCUUAAAAACUGUAAUAUUCUGGUUUGUGGAGGAGAUGGAACAAUCGGAUGGGUUCUCGAAUCAAUGGAUAAAAUGACAUUUCCACAUGGAAGACCACCUGUUGCAGUACUUCCAUUAGGUACUGGAAAUGAUUUGGCAAGAUGUCUCCGAUGGGGAGGCGGAUAUGAAAAUGAGAAUUUGCAUAAAAUAUUGGAACAGAUUGAAAAGUCAAGUCUGAUUGAUAUGGAUCGUUGGCAGAUUAAAAUUGAGAUUACGGAGAAUAAGAAUACGAGAAGGGCAAGUGAAAAAGGAGAUUCGCCGCCAUAUAGUAUUAUUAACAACUACUUUUCGAUUGGAGUGGAUGCCUCCAUCGCUCAUCGAUUCCACGUGAUGAGAGAGAAGUUUCCCGAGAAAUUUAACAGUCGAAUGCGUAACAAACUGUGGUAUUUCGAGUUGGGAACGAGUGAGACACUUUCUAGUUCUUGCAAGAAUCUUCAUGAACAGAUUGAUAUUCUGUGUGACGGUGAAUCCAUCGACCUUGGUCAAGACGCGUCACUUGAAGGGAUAGCACUUCUAAAUAUUCCAUCAAUCUACGGUGGAUCCAAUUUAUGGGGAAGAAGUAGAAAGUCAAAGUCACGGAUGGGGUUAUUCCCAAUGAAAAAUGCUGAGAAAAUGCAAUUGCAGACGAGAGUUCAAGAUAUUGGGGAUGGACUCAUUGAGCUAGUCGGGUUGGAGUCUGCAAUGCAAAUGGGGCAGAUCAAAGCGGGUGUUCGUGGAGCAAGACGUCUUUCUCAAUGCUCUACAGUUGUUAUUCAAACCCACAAAUCGUUUCCAAUGCAAAUCGACGGAGAACCAUGGAUGCAACCCCCUUGUAUCAUUCAAAUAACUCAUAAAAAUCAAGCAAAGAUGCUUGUCGCUGCAGCUCCGCGGAAACGAAGCUCAUGGAUGCUUCUGAAACGGCAAUCCACUAAUGAUGACAAUUAA